AUUAUUUGUUUUAACAGUUAGACCGGAAGUGAAUCGUAAAAAAUGAAAACAACAAAAUUCACGACACUUGUCUUUAUUUCGUAGCGAAUUUUACGGCCCUUUCUGAUCAUUUUGAGUGUUAAAUUAGAAAAAUAUGGAUAUGCUGAGUAGCUGGUGGGGCGGAAAGCCAGAUAACAAAAUAUCGGAAAACAAAGUCAGUAAUCAAGAUGAUGGAGGAGGUGAAACUGGACCCAAAGAAAAAGACCGAAACGAGGACGAUACUCCAGCUUUGGAAGACACGGCUCCUCGUAUUGCAACGCCAGCAGAUACGGGGGAACAAGGGCCAGGUUCCGCUAAUGAGCCAGAGGAGCACCCGAGUGGCGAUGACAACAACGACAAAGAAUCGGUCGACACGAAAGCGAAUGACGGAACAAAAACUGAAGACAAAGGAACACCUGCACUUGGUGGCUUGACCAAAAUGACAAAAGAAGAAGCAGCUGAGGCUGCAGAGGCAGCAUUAAAUUCUGCAUAUAGUUUUGGCAGCUUUUUAUUCAAGAAGGUUUCUGAUACUGCAUCUAAGACAGCUAACAUGAUCCAGAAGACAGUUGAAGAACAGACGAUAGUAGGAGAGUUUACAAGGGAACAGCAGAAGUUUGUAAAGGAGAAGCAUUCUAAGAGAUCGGAGGCAGCUGUACCUCCAUGGGUUGGGUACAAUGAAGAAGAGCAGAUGAAAGAACAGAUCCUUGCUUUAUCACAGGACAAGAGGAAUUUCAUGAGGAAUCCUCCGGCUGGCGUCCAGUUCCAUUUUGACUACAAUACCAUCCAUCCUAUCGCCAUGGCAACCCUACAAGAGGAUCCUAAUCUCCAAAAGAUGAGAUUUGCUCUGGUUCCAAAGAAGAUAACGGAAGAGAACUUCUGGAGGAAUUACUUCUACCGUGUUUCGCUUAUCAAGCAGUCUUCACAGCUAACAUCAUUAGCAUCAAAAUCAGGCGAUGAAAGGAGAAAAAGUAACGGGACUGGUUCUGCUUCACAUUCAUCAGAUGAAGGUUCAUCGCUAAAAGGUGACAAGACUCCUCCUAUUGAUGUGAAGGGCGCCCCCAGUGCUCCUGCCAAACCCACCAAGUCCGAAGAAGAUCAGCUGGAUAUGGAAACGCCCGACAGUCCGCCAGGGUCAGAGUUCAUCAGCGAUGCUUUCAACUCUGAAUUGGAUGAAGAUGAUCUGAUGAAGGGCAUGGAACAGCUUGGAAUGGACAAAAAAGGUGAAGAGGGAGGAGAAGAAGAAGUUCCGGAAUGGGAAAAAGAACUUCAGCAAGAGCUUCAGGAUUAUGAGGUCGUCGGGGAGGAGCAGAACGAGGAAUGGGAGAGAGAGAUCAAUCAGAUGCUGGAGGAUGAAGUGGACAAACAAUCGUAAUAAUGGCUGGACACGCCCAUGGACCCGCCCAUCGACACGCCCAGUGACACGCCAAGUGACACACCCAGGGACACGCCAAGGAGGACCAAAUAGUGUCUUGACCGAACUCAAGAAUCUCUUAAAACCCACAGGUUGUAUUUAUGGGCAUUGUUGUACAAGUAGGAACUCUUAGGGAAGAAGAGAAUCUAGUAGUCGGGGGAUUAAAGACUAAAUCGUCUACCAGUUCGAUCCUCUAUUCAGCAUCUUGGUAUCGGAGGAUUCACUGUUCCAUGAGCUUUACUAGGUAAAUCGGUGGUCAGCAGAAACCACCAGAUAUCCUGUUAACCAGUGGUUAUGGUCCUGAUUUUGAUGAUCAUGUUGAUUGUCUUUAUGAUGAUGAUGAGGAGGAUUAUGAUUAUUAUGAUGACAUAGUGAUGAUGAUGGUCCUGAUUUUGAUGAUCAUGUUGAUUAUCUUCAUAUAUGAUGAUGAUGAGGGUUAUGAUUAUUAUGAUGACAUAGUGAUGAUGAUGGUGCUGAUCUUGAUGAUGGUGAUGAUGAUGAUGAUGGUGAUGAUGAUGAUGACAAUGACGAUGAUGAUUGAUUGUGAUGAGAUACGUGCAAAAUGUCUCGGGUUUUACUUGGCCGUCUGCAUCCUAGGCUCUUUCUCAUCCCCUCAAAGAUUCUUUCUCAUUCCUCGAUCAAACCCCAUAAAACGCUGAGCCUGGUGACAUACCAAGUCAUGGUUUAAUGUUUUCUCCUGCAUUAUUGAUCUUGAACAUUUAUAAUCUUGGUGACGAGGAUGAUGAUGAUGAUGGUGGUGAUGGUGAUGUGAUGAUGAUGAUGAUGCUGAUGAUGAUGCUGAUGAUGAUGAUGAUGAUGAUGAUGAUGAUGUGAUGAUGAUGAUGAUGAUGAUGAUGAAUAUUAUGAUGAACUGAUUAUCUUGGUAGAUAUAAUCUCCAAUACUUUGACGAUGAUGAUGUGCUAUGUGCUCAUGCAACCACAGUGAAAAACAUUGGGCAAGGAUAACAGUACACUGGAAUUGGAAUCUUAACAAAAUGUGUUUGCAUGAUCAAGUUGAUGUUGUAUCACAGAUUCGUGGACCAACUAGUACCAUGUUUUAUUUCAUACCAACUACCCUGUUAUAUACCAAAAUUAUUACAUAAUAUCGGAUGGCCGUGAGUGGGAUACGUAAUUUCAACGUAAAUAAUAGUGGCUACUUAUUUAGUGCACAGGUCCACCUUUCGGUGCUCAUGGCGCUUUAAGAUAUAUAUAAAUGAACAUGAAAUGAAAUAGAAAAAGAAAAAAAAUUAAAUUCUCCUGAAGACAACACUAUUGAAUUGUUAAUGGGAAAGGAACAAAUAUGUGUCAGUUGGGAAUUUCAGAUCAUGUAGACAUGAUUUAAGAUUAUUGAAAAAAAAAUUGAAACGAAUAUUCAAUUGUAUUUGCUAAGGAAUGGCAAAUCCGCUGCCCAAAAUACUGCUAGACUAUUAGAUCAAUGAUCCUACCAUUCAGAUGGGUUUUUCUACGGUAUGUUAUCCAACUAAAGCCAACUAGGCUACAAUAAGGUACAUUUAUAUAACAGAACAUAUAUAUACAGAAUUCUAUCAUUUGAGAGAGGUAUGUGGGUGGUACUAAACCCAAUGAAAGUAAAGGUAAAGCUGACAUCCGUGAUCACGUCCAUGACAUAACAAUUAAGAUAUCGUUGAACUUGUUUAGGGGGUCAAUUCAGGGAAUACUUGUUAAGGGUACCUUUUUAUUUCCAAUACUUGUUAAGGGUAGGGUUUCACACACCAAUACUGUUAAGGGGUGCAUUUUCAAAACAUUGAAACCCCAUGGUUACGUAUGGUAUCCACUCGUCAAUGGAAAUGCCCCUCCUCCCCCGGGAUUUACGGCAGCGUCAUGCAGGUAUGUCAGGCAAACCAGCUUGCGGCUGGUGCCCUAUUUUACACGAAAACCCAGUCAUAACCCAGGCACAGAUGUGCAAGUGUAGAUACAAGAAGGUGAAGGUAUUUAAAUUAAUCCCAUUUUUAUGUAACUUUCUCUUCUUUUCAGCUUACAUGUAUAUUGUUCAGGGCCUACCGGGUAUUAUGUAUUUACAUGUUCUCAAGAAAGUAUUAUAUUUCAUUAUAAUUUUUUGUAUUAUAGAACGUUUAGAAAUCAAUUUUGUAUGAACCCAACAAUGAAAUGAUGGUACUUAUUAUUAGUCUCUCUGAUCAUGAAAUAAGUUUAUUUUCAUUUGGUCCAAUGCCAAUUCAUCCAAUUGCCUACUCGUCUACUAUCAUUUGGUCUACCAUUAGUUUGUCCAAUAUCCACAUGGUCUAAUUGCCAUUUCGUCCACUCACCAUUUUGUCUAAUAACCAGUUGGUCCAAUAGCCAUUUAGUCCAUAUACAAUUUAGUCUGAUAAGACUAUUGGGCUAAAUGAAUGAAAAUAAAAUGAAUAUUAGACCAACUGGUUAUGAGACAAAAUGGUCAUAGACGAACUGGUGAUUAGACGAUGUGAUGAUUGGACCAAAUUGUUAUUUGACCUAAUGGUUGUUAGACGAAAUGUUGAUGGACGGAAUGGCAAUAGACUAAAUGAAGGUAGACCAUAUGGUGAGUGGACGAGUUGGCAGUGGACAAAUUGGCAAUUUACCAUGAAAUAUACUGAACAGAAGCUUUAUUUCAAAACCAUGCCUUACAGGGGAAGUGAACUGCAUGUUGCCUCUUAUUGACUGUCUUAUAAAUGGCUAAUCUUCAAAUAUAACUAUUGUGAUAACUAUUAGUAAUACAAAGGAUAAAUUAGCCUAUAAUUUUAUCGUAAUAGCUAAACUAAAAUGUUUUUUAGAAGAAAGGUACCUGUUUUGCUUCUUGGUAACAUAAUUAUAAUGAUAUGCAUGUAUUGAGCAGUGAAUUAAUGUGUUGCCAUUAAAAUGGGCCUGAAUCACAAGACUAUAUUGUGCAGAAUGUUGCAUUAUGGGUAAUAAACCUGGCCAGAUAUGAGUGGUUGAAGACUUGAGGUGGGGCUAUUAAAUUAAGGUUAGUAACUGGUUUGUUUGCCCUUUAAACCUACAUGUAUGGUUUAGCUAUCGAUUGGUAGACAAAUAUGGCAAAACUGCAUCCUUGUACUUUUUGUUUAUUCCAUUUGGCCAUCAAAUAUAUUGUUGUAGACAUGAGUGACAAUAAUCUUGUACAAAGCAUUUUUUUCUUUCAAGUUGUGAAAAGGACCAAAAUUAUCAAAUGCAUGUCUUAAGACUAUCCCUUUCCCUAUUCUUGUCUGAAUUUGUUCAACUGGUAUCUUGUUUAGAAAGUAAAAAAAAAUAAUUAGGCAUUUAUAAUUGCGUAUUUAGCACUUAACAUUUACUUUAUCAGAAGUCUCUAAGCACUCUACAGUAAUGUAGCAUAAUUAUUACCUUGGCUUUAGCAGAGCAGCUUUAACGCACGCUGCGUUUCAAGGAAUAAAUUCCUACCAGGUACCCAUUCACCUCACCUGGGUUGAGUGCAGCACAAUGUGGAUAAAUUUCUUGCUGAAGGAAAACACAUCAUUGUUUGGAAACAAACCCACGUCCCUCAGAUUGAAAGAUGAUAGUAAUAACCACUAGACCAUGACGCCAUCAUUUAGUCAAGGUCGAUCUAGACCGGUGAAUGGAAGUUAUUUUAUGGUAUUUUAACUUCAUGAUAUGAGUGAGUAAUAUGAAUGAUCCUUGUGCAUAGAGAAAAACCAAUAUUGCAUUGAUAAUUGAUCGGUUUAUUAAUAAUGCACCAAUAAGGAAUGAUUGUUUUGCUUUUAUAUUGGACUGUUUGUUGACUAUAUUUUAGAUGUGGCCUUGGUUAAUGGUUAUUGCCAUUUCACAAGGUUCAGUUUGAUUAUUUUAGCCGUAGUAAGCACAUGAGGGUAUUGUUGGGUUGGGUUUAUUGAAAUAUGAAACAUGUGUAGAUGUAUAACAUACGGUUUAUAUUUAUUGGAUUUUGGUUUGGGUUAUGGAAUGUCGAUAAAUGAAUAAUUCUGUGACUGUCUAUUCCCCCUUUUUUAAUUCAAGGGAGGGCUGGAAUUAUAUCAGUGGUUUAUUAUCUUUUUUUUCUUUGAAAACUAUAUCAAAACCAGAACAAGUAUGUACAAUACAUACCUGUAUAUGUUAUAUAUAUCAGUGGUAAGAUACAAAAAGUAUAAUAAUUUUUGUGCAUUAUCAAUGCUUUACGGCUCAGUAUUUUGUGUUAAAAGUAUUUGAUCCUCAAAACUAGGCCUUGUUGAGUUUCGCACAAGCCUAAAUUCUGUGACAUCAUUGUAUGAACAAACUUGUAGUCGUAUUCCUAUGUGUAUAUUUUGAUUGUAUUUUUGUUUUCCAGAUUACUAAUUUGGAAUUAAAAAGAAAUUACAUAGAAAGGUAUAAUCAGAGGUAUCUCCUGCUUUAAUUGGUGAAAUUGGUGGGGAUUUUUUUACCUGAUUGCUGAGAAAGCAUGAAUGCUUGUAAGCGAGCAACCAGAGGACCGACAGCUUAAGGUCCUCUCCAAAGGACCUGGUAGGGAGGAUUAAUGCCUUACCAAAGGUUACUAGCGCACCAAGUGGGAAUCGAACCCGGGUCACCGGAAUACGAAUCCCCCGCUCUAACGACUGAGCCAUCGCGCCUCCUACAGGUCUUGAUCAUAUAUUUGCUCAAGCAAAUACCAACUUAUAUGCUGUAUGUAUGAAUGAAACUUGCAAAAUAUGUGUUGUAGCUUAUUACCUUUCUUUUAAUGGAAAUUUAAUUUUCACUCAAAAAUAAUAUGACUUACCCCCCCCCCCCCCACCCCGCCAUUCUCUGGGGGAAAAAUCAUUGAUUGAUGUUGCUUUAAUAUUGAUAUUACCAUUCAAAUACAUAACUAUGUCUGAUUCUGACCUAUAAAGCCAGGAUUAGUUCUCAGAUAUAUUUUGCUUUCUUUCAUCAUUGUCAAUACAUUACAUACAUGUACAUGCAUUGCACACCAUGUAUGUUGUUAAUUUUGAUUUUUAAUUAUAUUUCUUUUGAUUGAUUUCCUUGUUUGUAUAUUAUUAGUGUUACAUAUUUUAUGCUGAAACAUAAUAAUAAACCUUGUACAGUAUACCGAUCCAUCUGUGGAUGAGGGGAAUUCUUUUUCCUUGUAAAAUAUAUUAAUUGUCAAUAUAUACUUCUAUAUUUAAUUCAUAAUGAUAAGCAUUGCUGUAAAGUAUCAGAGAAAACAUUGCAAUAUGGGUUGUAAUAAUAAAUGCAUCAAUAUAUCA
Molecule: messenger RNA, 6585 nt
Organism: Lytechinus pictus (painted urchin)
Lineage: Eukaryota; Metazoa; Echinodermata; Echinoidea; Temnopleuroida; Toxopneustidae
Product: synapse-associated protein 1-like
Exons: 9
Coding region: 134-1390 (418 amino acids)
Biological process (GO): TORC2 signaling; regulation of short-term neuronal synaptic plasticity
Cellular component (GO): synapse; nucleus; Golgi apparatus
Source: RefSeq, a predicted model, not a curated record